Messenger RNA from Centruroides sculpturatus (bark scorpion), 2519 nucleotides. RefSeq lists its product as uncharacterized. The record is from RefSeq and is a predicted model, not a curated record. NCBI's taxonomy places the organism in Eukaryota, Metazoa, Arthropoda, Arachnida, Scorpiones, Buthidae. The transcript has 4 exons. The coding region runs from base 69 to 2504 and encodes 811 amino acids.
UCACGUGUUUUGAUACGUGACGUCGUCAUUUCGAACGAACAUUUGUCCUUCCAUUCCGUUUGAUAAAAAUGGACGUUUACGAAUUUAAUUCGUUAGAUUAUCCGGAAAUUGCACCGAGAAAGAAAAGGCGAUUGCCAUUUGCACAGUUUUUGGAUCAACAGAGUAAGAUUUUGUCCUGUAAAUAUCCCUUUCUUACAAGGAGACAAAUUAAAGAGAAGACCAAAGAAUUAUGGCAUAAAAAUUGUUUGGGGCGAGAAACUAUUAAUUUUAAAUCAAGCACAAAUUCGUAUAAAAAAAAUCAAAAAGUUUUGCCUGAUAAAUGCCAUUCUUAUAAGAAGGAAUCUGUGAUUACAUAUUCUACACAAAAUUCUAUAAAAUAUCGUGGCAAAGAGAAACUUUCGACUGCCGAAAAUAUUCAAAAGAAAAUGUUUGGAAUAUUAAGAAAAAAAGGAGAAAAUAAAACAUCCAAGGAAUUCAGAGUUACAUUUGUCGAAGAAUGUAAAAGUAAUCUUCAAAAUGAAAAUCCAUCUGAACUGUUUCGUUCGUCAAAUGUGGAUUUUUUAACAAAAUUUUCCACCAAUGACAUAGGAGUUAACGACAAGAAAGAUAAUUUUGCAGGUGAUAAUACUUGUUUAAAUUCGAAUUUUGCAAACGAUAAUGAAUUCGAAGCAAAUUGUGAAAGUUCACCCGAAAAUCAAGAAUCGCUUGAAUCUGAAUCCGAUUACGAUGUUCUUCAGACAAUGUUUUCUCUAGAAAGAUUUAAGUGCAAAAAUAGUGAUCAAGAUAUUCUCAUUCCAAACAAUGAUAAACAAUUCGAAAUGUCAAUUCCUGCUUUUCCAGCUAUCGAAAAUACUGAUGAAAAAAAUAUGAACAGAAGAAAUGAAAGCGAAAAGCAUGUCGAAUCUAAUUUACAAAAGGAUUUUCAAUCGCCAAAAAGGAAUAUUUCACUUUUUGCUGAUGAAAUCUCUCAAUCAGUUGACGAAAUCUUAUCCUGCAACAGCGAUAAACUUAAUACUGCUAUAAUAAAUAUAUCAGAUAGCGAAUUAUUUUUAAGUUCUUCCGAAAAUAAUGAAUUAGAAGAAUUGAAAACACAAGAGAUAAAAACUAAGAAACCAUUCGAAAACGAUCCAAAGUUAAAAUACGAAAAUGAAAAGUGCAAUGUUGUAGAUUCUGAGAUCAAUAACAUAAUAAAUACUUUAGAAAAAUUCGGCAACGAUGACGAACAUAGUUUAGAAGAUAAACCAGAAACAAAUUUUAAGUCACGGAGUUUUAAUAUUGUCGAAACAGGAAAAAUUCCCAGGAAAAAUUCGUCAAAGAAACCGAAAAUUAAUUCGAGUCAAAAAAAGAAAUUUGUGAAAGAUCAUUCGUGUUCGAAUACGAAAUCUAACGAAAAAAUACGUAAAAUUCGUACUCCAAGAGGUGAACUUUCGUUUUCUUCUGCGGAAAACGAUAAAAAUUCAAAAGUAUUAAAAAGUAAAAGUAAAGAAAAAUUGAAAUCAAAAUCUUUCUUCGAUGAUAAACUAUUUUUAGAAACUAUUGAAAAUGAGGACAUAAUAACCGAAGAAAAAGAAUUUAAUAAUAGUCCAGAAACUAAAGUAAAUCAUUCAUUAGUAAAUGAGAAAAAGCCAGAAAAGCAGAAAAUCGACGAGAUUUAUGAUUUUAGUCGUGAUCUGUUUACUGCCGACAAGUUAAACGUUAAAAUGAAACAGCCAUUUGUUCCAGAAACCGAAUUUGGAUCAAAUAUUUCUUCUGUUAAAGCUUUAUUUUCUCAUUCAAACAGUAAGCAAGAACAUUCAGAAGACAUCGUCGAUCGUUUCAUCGAAUCGAUGAAAGAAAUUGGGUCUAUUUUAGGAUCCAGUUCUCUUUUGAAUAUAUCUGAAGAUGAGUUAAAUUGCGAAGAUGUAUAUUCGAAAGAAGUCAAAGAAAACGAAUUAAUCCUGGAGCCAGAAAAUAAAGAAAAUCAGAAUUCACCGAAAAAUAGUUUUGAAAACAAAACAUUAAAAAACCUAAAAUCAAAAUUACUAAAUUCGAAUCUGUUAGUGAAAAGUAAAAUCAAAGUUCAACCUGUUUUUAAAAAGCAUUCUAAUAAGCAAUCGGAUAGAUCCAAAGGUUUGUUAAAACCUAGGAUUACAGAAAAUUUGGAUGACGACAAAGCAUUAUCUAAGAAUUUCGAUUUUGAAAAAGAAGAUGGUGAUUCUAAAGCUAAGCCAAAUUUACAAGGAGGAAAUUCCAUUUUUACUUCGACUGGCGCAAAACGCAAGCCUAUAAAUACAAAAUUUCAAUUGGAUUUUUCUCUAGAUGAUGCAUUUUCCCUCUCUUCUGACGAUGAAGAUCCUCUUAAUCUGGUGGAUAGUUACAACGAAAAUCAGGUAGAAAAUAUCAAAUUUAUUUAUUUCAUUUAUAUACGAACAUUGUUUAAUGACUUUUUAAUUUUUAAAAAGUCAUUUUCUAUUAAAUUUUACUGGAAAGAUGUGGAUAUGUUGCGUAUGUUUUGUAGGGAAUAGACAGCUUACGUGAAA